Oncorhynchus keta (chum salmon) is the source of this 7845-nucleotide messenger RNA. RefSeq names its product keratin-associated protein 10-6-like. The coding region runs from base 4194 to 5834 and encodes 546 amino acids. The transcript is spliced from 4 exons. Lineage: Eukaryota; Metazoa; Chordata; Actinopteri; Salmoniformes; Salmonidae. The record is from RefSeq and is a predicted model, not a curated record.
UGGGCAUCACAAAUUAUGCACUACACAGAGGGGCAUGCGCUUCUGUGUUUAUCUUCUGCAGAAGUGCAGGCUAAUUUUGUAUGGAGACAAAUAAACAAUAAAAAUGUCUAAAAUAGAGUUGUUGAGAGAGUUUCUCAACCAGAAAUUAACAGCGGCUGCUGAGGAGAUAUUUGGGGUCGUUGAAAAAACGAUAGCAGAGUACCAGGUAGACUUUUUUCGUACGAAAGAGGAGAACGAACGUCUUCGUGGGCUGUUGAUGUUGCAUAGAGGAGUGUCAGACUUCCAUCGGCAGGCUGAAGCUACUAUCACUUUGGUGCAGGUUGCCCCAGAGCAGCAGCAGUCAUGUACUCAAGAGUGGGGCCUCCAUCUAAGACAGGAGGACCCAGAGCCCACAGUGUCACCAUGUAAAGAGGAAGACGAUACCCACUGGAUCAGUGAGGUUGAAGAGCACAUUCAAAGGCUGUCAACUUAGAGGCCAUUGAAGACUUGCCUUCUCCUAGGGCUAUGGUGAAAGUUUUGCGAAUACGAUGUGAUACAGACCUCGGUUUAACCGGACUCUCAGCCACCGAGUUACAGGCCGCCCCACCAGAGUGGCUAGGCAGGUGGCCUGAGGCAUUUGUCAUACCCACUUUCUCGAUGGAAGUUGAGUUUGCUCUGAGGGCAAUUGUGCAUAUCUGAGACAUGAAACGGUGCUGAAAAUAACAAGGGAUCAAAAACACAACAUUCUUGAUAGGAUGGCUUGGACAAUCUUCAAUUUCAAAGCGUACCCAAGUGACAGGCAGUUUGCCAAGGCAGCUGAGGCCCUUGUAACCAAGCACCCGUGUUUGAAAGAGCCUGGCUCAAAAACAGGCUGUGAUGGCUGGAAGAACAGCCUGAAAUUCAAAAUGGGAAACUACAGGCAGAAGUUACGCCGUGUUGGGUUCCCAGAGGUUGCUGUGAACGGGGGGAGGAGGAGCAAGCAUUGUCCUGACAAUGAGCAUGCUCGGAGCAACAUUAAACGAGCACGCCGGGCAGAGGUGAACUUCCUGCCCAACUUCCCUCAAGGAGAAGAUGAGGCCAGCCUGGAGAAACGGAGACUGGAGAUGGUCCACGAAAUGAUGAAAGAAAACAGAGACCUGCCACUCAUCAAUCAACACAUGCAGAAGACAUUUGCUCUCCGACGCCAAGAAAUAGUUCAAUCCAGUCCCACGGUAGAGCAUCUCAGAACACGCUGACCAGCACUCUUCCUUCAAGCUCAGGUACAUGCUGAGUUUCAGAGAAUCACCAACCAGAGCCUGCAGCAGACGUUCUACUCUGCCUUGGGCCACCACACGCCCCGCCUGCUGACCCUGUUCAGGGAGAAGGAGGGGAAGUCCACCACCCAUGGAGGAAAUUCUCAAGCAUCCUGAGAGUGUACAACGAGCAGUUCACUUCACAGGGAGAAAAUAACAUCACCGUGGCCCGUUCUGCAGUCCUGGCUGGUCUCCCUUUGUUGUUACGAGAGGACAGUUCUGAUGUCUUCAACAUCUGAGAGGUUUUACAGCCUGUACCAUUAUCAACGCAUUCUUUCCUAUUGUGUUUUUUAAACUUAGUUUUUUCCUCUGUCAUUACGGUGGGAGAACUCAGCAACCCUGGUAUUCUGGAGGGAGUUUCUAUUCUCUCAGUGGUGGGCCAGCACAAUGAGGUGGUGGGUGGUAUACCCAUCAGACCGGCCCAUGUAUCCAUUGUCCUUGAGGAUAAAAUCGUCAUGACUAACUCCCGCUCCUGGCCAGACGCUCUCGUGGUUGUUUUUGGGCUACUCUACUCCCUCCAUCUGAACUACCCCAAAGCCCUGGGCAGACGCUCUCGUGGUUGUUUUUGGGCUACUCUACUCCCUCCAUCUGAACUACCCCAAAGCCCUGGGCAGACGCGCAGACGCUCUCGUGGUUGUUUUUGGGCUACUCUACUCCCUCCAUCUGAACUACCCCAAAGCCCUGGGCAGACGCUCUCGUGGUUGUUUUUGGGCUACUCUACUCCCUCCAUCUGAACUACCCCAAAGCCCUGGCCAGCACCUCUGAGUUCAUGCAGAAAGUCUUCCUGAACCUCGACGAUGGAAAACAGAAGCCCAAGCUGCUUGCGCUGAAAAAUGAACUGUUGGCCUAAUUCUGUAGUGAUGAGAUGGAAUUUUACUUUGAGUGACCUAUAAGCCGAGUGAGUGGUUUGAAAACAAUGGUUAUUUUUAUUUACUUUACUUUUAUAUUUUUGUACCUUUUUUGUGAAGGUAAUGGAUUUGAUAUUGUAUUUCAAUUAACUUAUAACCCUUUUAUGUGAAAAGAAGUCACAGGUCAGUCAACACAUUAACUUGCCACAUACAGUCGAUCUGCGACCCAGUUCUCUACCUUUGUUAUACAGCUGCAGAAAACCCACAACUGUAUUCUAGAAGAUUUCACUUUUGCAGACAAUCCAACUGUCAAAAAAUACAUGCUGAUAAAAUGUUUAUUAAAUGUUUAUUUACCUGCUAUUGUCUAUCUUCUCUGGCAGUGUUGCGUGAUCCUGGCCUUCUAUCUGAAUUCUAAAUGCUCACCAAGACACAGGACUAUGUCUUAACUGUUGUAACACACUGAAUAUACGCUGAGUGUACAUUCUCGUGUUACACCCCCUUUUGCACUCAGGCCUCAAUUUGUCGGGGCAUGGACUCCACAAGAUGUCAAAGCGUUUCACAGGGAUGCUGGCCCAUGUUGACUCAAAUGUGUCCCACAGUUGGCACGAUGUCAAUUAGGUGGUGGACUAUUCUUGAUACACACAGGAAACUGUUGAGUGGGAAAAACCCACCAGUGUUGCAGUGCUUCUUUAACCUGUCUCCUCCCCUUCAUCUACGCUGAUUGAAGUGGAUUUAACAAGUGACAAUAAGGGAUCAUAGCUUUCACCUGGUCAGUCUGCUAUGGAAAGAUCAGGUGUUACUAAUGUUUUGUACACUCGCAUCCUAUAGUUUAAAACAUAUUUUUUUAAUUACACUGUUGGGAGCCAAAAACACAAGCAUUUCACUGCACCUUUGAUACCAUAUUCAAAUCUGUGGAUGCAACCAAUAAACUUGAUUUUGAUUUGUAGUAAUGCAAACAGUGGAGAGCCAGGGCUGUGAUGGCGGUCAAGUAGGAGGGCACACCUCAUCACCAGAGACGCUGUAACUGGUCUCAAUGUAGGAGAAGUAGAGCUCCAUCUGCCACUGAGCCCUGGGAGGAGAAUACACACAAUACACUCAAUAUAGCCUUCACAUAGCAUACAUACAGACUUCAUAUAGCCUUCAUAGACCAUACAUACAGACUUCAUAUCACCUUCAUAGACCAUACAUACAGACUUCAUAUAGCCUUCAUAGACCAUACAUACAGACUUCAUAUAGCCUUCAUAGAGCAUACAAACAGACUUCAUAGAGCAUACAUACAGACUUCAUAGACCAUACAUAAAGACUUCAUAUAGGCUCUAUUAUGAUGUAACACUAUAGCCUUCACAUAGCAUAAUGAUGUAACACAGAUAAUACCCUUCAUACAACCGUCAAAAUCACACUGAUCACAGUAAAGCAACUUUGGCAUUAUGUACAUCAGUCCAGGGUUACAAACAGAACAUUUGAAAAGGUCCGACCGAGCAUGUUUGUUCUUAACACUCAAUGGAGAGUGAGGCAGCAGGGGGGACACAGAUUCUUACCUUGUUGCACAGCUCCAUGUCAACUCGAUGUGCACUGGUAUCUGUGAGGCGGUUUCUCUGUCAAGACAGCUCACUGGUUUGUCUGUGUCGUUGGUCUGUCUGCCUGUCGCUGGUAUAUGUGUCUGUCGCGGGUAUGUGUGUCUGUCUGCCUGUCGCUGGUAUGUGUGUCUGUCACUGGUCUGUCUGCCUGUUGCUGGUAUGUGUGUCUGUCUGCCUGUCGCUGGUAUGUGUGUCUGUCACUGGUCUGUCUGCCUGUUGCUAGUAUGUGUGUCUGUCUGCCUGUCGCUGGUCUGUGUGUCUGUUGUUGGUCUGUCUGCCUGUCGCUGUUAUGUGUGUCUGUCGCUGGAAUGUGUGUCUGUCGCUGGAAUGUGUGUCUGUCGCUGAUCUGUCUGCCUGUCGCUGGUAUGUGUGCCUGUCGCUGGUCUCUGCCUGUCGCUGAUAUGUGUGUCUGUCACUGAUCUGUCUGCCUGUACUGGUCUGUCUGCCUGUCGCUGGUAUGUGUGCCUGUCGCUGGUCUGUCUGCCUGUCGCUGGUAUAUGUGUCUGUCGCUGGUCUGUCUGCCUGUUGCUGGUAUGUCUGCCUGUCGCGGGUAUAUGUGUCUGUCGCUGGUCUGUCUGUCUGCCUGUCGCUGGUAUGUCUGCCUGUCGCUGGUAUGUCUGCCUGUCGCUGGUAUGUGUGCCUGUCGCUGCUCUGUGUGUCUGUCGCUGGUCUGUCUGCCUGUCGCUGGUCUGUCUGCCUGUCGCGGGUAUAUGUGUCUGUCGCUGGUCUGUCUGUCUGCCUGUCGCUGGUAUGUCUGCCUGUUGCUGGUAUGUGUGCCUGUCGCUGGUCUGUCUGCCUGUCGCUGGUCUGUCUGCCUGUCACUGGUAUGUGUGUCUCUCGCUGGUCUCUCUGCCUGUCGCUGGUCUCUCUGCCUGUCACUGGUAUGUGUGUCUCUCGCUGGUCUCUCUGCCUGUCGCUGGUCUCUCUGCCUGUCGCUGGUCUCUCUGCCUGUCACUGGUAUGUGUGUCUCUCGCUGGUCUCUCUGCCUGUCGCUGGUCUCUCUGCCUGUCGCUGGUCUCUCUGCCUGUCGCUGGUCUCUCUGCCUGUCGCUGGUCUGUCUGCCUGUCGCUGCUCUGUGUGUCUGUCGCUGGUCUGUCUGCCUGUCGCUGGUCUGUCUGCCUGUCGCGGGUAUAUGUGUCUGUCGCUGGUCUGUCUGUCUGCCUGUCGCUGGUAUGUCUGCCUGUUGCUGGUAUGUGUGCCUGUCGCUGGUCUGUCUGCCUGUCACUGGUAUGUGUGUCUCUCGCUGGUCUCUCUGCCUGUCGCUGGUCUCUCUGCCUGUCACUGGUAUGUGUGUCUCUCGCUGGUCUCUCUGCCUGUCGCUGGUCUCUCUGCCUGUCGCUGGUCUGUCUGCCUGUCACUGGUAUGUGUGUCUCUCGCUGGUCUCUCUGCCUGUCGCUGAUGUGUGUCUGUCACUGAUCUGUCUGCCUGUCGCUGAUCUGUCUGCCUGUCGCUGGUAUGUUUGCCUGUCGCUGGUAUGUAUGCCUAUCACUGGAAUGUCUGCCUGUCGCUGGUCUGUCUGCCUGUCGCUGGUAUGUCUGCCUGUCGCUGGUAUGUCUGCCUGUCGCUGGUAUGUGUGCCUGUCGCUGGUAUGUCUGCCUGUCGCUGGUAUGUCUGCCUGUCGCUGGUAUGUCUGCCUGUCGCUGGUAUGUCUGCCUGUCGCUGGUAUGUCUGCCUGUCGCUGGUAUGUCUGCCUGUCGCUGGUCUGUUUGCCUGUCGCUGGUAUGUCUGCCUGUCGCUGGUCUGUUUGCCUGUCGCUGGUAUGUGUGCCUGUCGCUGGUAUGUCUGCCUGUCGCUGGUAUGUCUGCCUGUCGCUGGUCUGUUUGCCUGUCGCUGGUAUGUCUGCCUGUCGCUGGUCUGUUUGCCUGUCGCUGGUAUGUCUGCCUGUCGCUGGUCUGUUUGCCUGUCGCUGGUAUGUCUGCCUGUCGCUGGUAUGUCUGCCUGUCGCUGGUCUGUUUGCCUGUCGCUGGUAUGUGUGUCUGUCGCUGGUCUGGGAGGUAGUGUUGGUCGCCUUCCGGGUUCUCUCAGACACAGGGCUCUGUGUGUGUGUGUGUUUUUAUGUGUGCGCACGUGCAAGUGCGUCUGUGUUCUUAAUUACAUGGAGCACCAUGUCAGCAUAUUUCUCAGCUUGUGUGAGUUAAUGAGUGAGGGUUUAUAUGUGUGUUUUCCUACGACUAAGGGAGUAGUUAUUAGAUUACAGUGUCAUGCAGCCUGAGCCCUCCCUCUUUGACUGACACUGAGAAUACUUCACCAGAUUGGCAAAAACAAGAAACAUUGAAACGCCUGUGACUCCAAUUAGUAUAUAAUCCAGGCAGCCUGUCAGUCAGUCCAUGGCUCUGUGAUCACAUAAGUAGUUCACUUACCGGUAGAACAGACAGCACCAUUGACAGAACGUCUUGCCUGAUUGAAGGCCGAGGGAAGCCUGGUACAGAAAUAACAAUUUUCUUAGAUAUUACGUGAUAAAAUGGUAAUUACACUGUAACAAUUUGUUUGGCAGAACUUGUGUGUGUUACCCAAGCUGCAAUGAUGGACAGGCCAUGACAUCUAUUUACUCUAUGCAACCUAUUUCUAUGUCUUUGACGUCAUCCUUCUCACUCCCACUGGUGAAGGAUGGCUCUAAGAAUAUCUCCCUGAUGUGAUGUCAUCAGCAUGGAAUGUCAGGAUCGUCCUGUAGAUGCUACAAUACAGAAUGCUGCCGACAUACUUAUCUAAGGUGACUUUAAACGCCACACAACCAACUUACCAUGGAAUAUCUCAGCUCAACAUGAGGGCAGGAGAAGGCUAAUAGCACUUGUGACACUAAUAUACCUCUGUUUACUUCUUUACUACUAAUGAACUCUUGUUGAAUGCAUGUUAUUCCUAUGGUUAAUGCAGAGUACAGUAGCUGUUCUGAAUGGUAACAUGGCUGACUAUACAGCACUAUAAACAGACUAUAAGGCAAAGACCCACACUGUCAGUUCCUAUCUGUAAAUAGAGAUCAAAGUAAAACAGUUUUAUGUGAACAGUCAGACCGUAGCAUGUUAACAGUUCGGUCCAGCUGCAUAUGCAAUUACCAUGUAAAUACUGGAUGGUUUUAACUUCACUUGGUAUAAAGAGGGUUCGUAAGUCACACCAUCACAUGUACUGUAUGAAGAGGAUGAAGUUGCCUCUUUGUGGUUGAAACAUAUAUUAAUACAAAGUAUAGGAGCAUGUAGUCUUAACAGCACAGAGGCAUUUGUCACAUUUAGCCUACAAAAACAUUCAGCCCUAAGCUUCUAACUGCAUCGAUAAAUCAUAUGCUUCCAGCUCCUCCUAUCAGUUUCCUUCUUUCUUUCAGUGUGGUCUGGGAUGUUGGCUGUACAGGGAUGGUGCUCACUGGUGCUACACAACUUUCAUGUCUCACACUCAUCCCAUACAUAUGUAUACUAUUAGCUACACUCGCCCAGAGAGAGGGAGGAAAGGGAAGGAGAGAGGGUGGGGGAGAGGAGAGGGGGAGAGUGUAGGAGAGAUGAGAAGGAGAGAGGGAGGGAUAGAAGAGAGGAGAGAGGGGAGAUGGGAGAGGGAAGGAAAGAUGAGAGGGGAGAUGGGAGAGGGAAGGAAAGAUGAGAGGAGAGUGGAAGAGAGAGGGAGAAAGGGAAAGGUGGGGUGAGAGGGAAGGAGAGAGGAGAGGAAGAGGGCAGGAGGAGAGAGGGAGGGAGGGAGGAAGAGGGCAGGAGGAGAGAGGGAGGGAGGGAGGAAGAGGGCAGGAGGAGAGAGGGAGGGAGGAAGGGAGAGUGAAGGAGAGAUGAGAGAUGAGAGGAGAAGUGAGAAAGGGAAAGGUGGGGUGAGAGGGAAGGAGAGAGAGGAAGAGGGCAGGAGGAGAGAGGGAGGGAGAGUGAAGGAGAGAGAUGGAGGGAGGGAGUGAGACAGUUGGGUGAGGGAGAAGAGAGGAAUUUGAUAUAAAGUUUGAACACACCUAGUCAUUCAUUUAGCACUUUUUUGGUUACUACAUGUUUCCAUAUGUGUUAUUUCAUAGUGUUGAUGUCUUCAUUAUUAUUCUACAAUGUAGAAAAUAGUAAAAAUAAAGAAAAACCCUUGAAUGAUUAGGCAAGUCCAAACUUUUGACUGGUACUGUAUGUUCUAUGUGUGUUUUAUAUAAACACCAAGACAGAGAUGCACGUGUUUGUGUAGAGA